Molecule: messenger RNA, 1164 nt
Organism: Hyaloscypha bicolor E
Lineage: Eukaryota; Fungi; Ascomycota; Leotiomycetes; Helotiales; Hyaloscyphaceae
Exons: 2
Coding region: 103-927 (274 amino acids)
Source: RefSeq, a predicted model, not a curated record
CUAUGCUUCGACCGUGCGGCAUAUUUCACUCUCAGGACACCUAAGACAUCGAACGUCCAACGAGAACAGGCCUCCUCCACAGCUUGUUUGAAGAUAAUCAUAAUGCCAUCAACAAAAGCUCCGCCGUCUUUCUUCCUUGUGCCGGACGAGAAGAAGAAUUACAAUUCCACAGUCCAGCUUGGAAAUGUCAUCUAUCAAGUAAAACGACCCGACGUGGUGCUCUUCCGGCCAGACAAGGCUGUCCCACCUCUUGCACUCGGAGAGUUACCCUCUCCAAAGACGCUUAAGAAGUACAACAUCGAGAAAGUCGACGCCAAGUCUUCCAAGUAUGGCCUCUUUGCCAAGAUUCUUGACUUCUUCGGUAUCGGCGCCAAUAUCUCCCACUCGUCCGGGACCGAUGUCUCGGAGCGCUACGAGAUCAAGAGCAUGACCUUCAAGGCCUUCGAGCCGACUCCAGACUUCCUCGCAGGACUACAGGCGCAAAAGCCUAUCAUGGACAUCCUCAAGGACGGCUCAGAACCAUGCGCUUUCCUCAUCACAGGUAUUGUGGUGGCGUCGGGCAUUGUCUUCAAGUCAGCCGACAUCAAGGACGGAGAGAACGAGGCGAGCCUGGGCAUCAACGCCAAUGGGGUCUCGUUCGGCCCCAGCGGCAAGCGGUCUAAGAAGCGAACGCUGAAGAUUGACUGGGAGGACGACGGGCCGACCUUGCUCGCCUUCAAGGUGCAGAAGCUGGAGCUAAAGGACGACAAGGUGACGGCGACGGAUGAAGAGCACGGAGCGUAUUUCGGCACCGAUGAUGAGCCCGUCGAGCAUGAAGUCGAAUUCGAUGCCGAGUUGGAUGAAUAUGACGUGGACGGAAUGCAAGCCGAGAAGAUCCAGGAUGAUUUCACCGAGGGAGAGUACGACCUCUACCUUCCGGAUGAGUGACCUUUGUAAAAUAAACUGCUGCUUACUGGGAGCUCACAAGCAGAACAUCCGGUACAAUAGUCACUAAUUUCAAUUCUUAAAUACAACAGAGACAGUCUCCUUUGCUUGCCCAUAAUUGUUAACGUGUCACUGAUUUAAUAUACAAACGGUCUACUGGUAUGCAAUUAUACGGGGCAUCAAUGACUCGUGGAAUUUGAUGCAGUGUCGUUCUGUGAUUUUCCAUACCAUCUCAACCAC